AUGCUUGUGAAAUUUCCUUUCACUUGUUUCUUGUAUGUUGUCUGCAGGUAUGAAUAUCACUGGGCCGAUGGAACCAACAUAAAAAAGCCAAUUAAAUGUUCGGCUCCAAAGUACAUUGAUUACCUGAUGACUUGGGUCCAGGAUCAGCUUGAUGAUGAGACACUUUUCCCUUCAAAAAUAGGGGUCCCUUUCCGAAAGAACUUUAUGUCGGUGGCCAAGACCAUUUUGAAGAGACUCUUCCGUGUUUACGCUCACAUCUACCAUCAGCACUUUGACUCUGUUAUCCAGCUGCAGGAGGAGGCACACCUCAACACCUCGUUCAAGCACUUUAUCUUCUUCGUUCAGGAGUUUAAUUUGAUUGAUCGGAAGGAACUAGCACCCCUUCAGGAGCUGAUCGAGAAGCUCACGUCCAAGGACAGAUAAAUCUGCCCUUAACAUCAACAUCUUCUCUAAUUUUUCUGUACAGGCAGCCCGGCUUUGUUCUCUCUGUGUUUGACAGGUGUGUGGGAAUGUUUCCUUCGAGAGUUGGGAAAAGGCUGACUCCAAAAAAACUAAAUAAAAAUCCUCUCGAUAAGCCACAACGCAACCAUAGGUCAAGGUCAUAGUGGAAUUACUUCUUUUGACGUCAUCUCAAACAUGAUCUAAGUGCCUGAUAUGUCCACUUUCAAAAUUGCUACUUUGUAUAAAAGCGCUACCACUGUUAUAAAACUUCGUUAUGAUUAUGCUUUUGACCUUUUUUAGGAGUACAUUAAUGUUUAUUAGUGGUAUGUUCGCUUUUUUUCCUCGUAAUGGAUUUAUUUAGAAGUGCAUAGAUUUAAAAAUACUGAAUGAAGCAUUCAUUGAUUUUUCAGAGAUGAAGAUGUCUUGGCUUCUCUUAAGUACUCAUUUUAACUGCUCCCCGUGUCUCAUGACAUGUUUGGGAUUUCCGUUAUCUAUUUCAAUAGUAGAACUGCUUUGUUCACCUCAGAUUUUUAUCCAGCACUCAAUGAAUCUCUCCUUAUUGUAACACAUUUCAGUCAUUACUGAAGAACAUUGGGCCCACAGUUCGCCUACCAAUGCUAUUAAGCCACUACAUUACGUUUGAAUAAGUACUUAUGUUGAUGAGCCAGAUUCUCUCCCAGACAUCAGGGCUUUGUCUGUUAGAAGCUGGGAUGAAAUGAGCUGACUAUGCAAGAUCGGUAUGUCCUAUUUAAUCUAUUUUUUUCAUACACUAUAAAACACAAGGGUUUUACAUUCUUCUAUUCGCAGAUGUGGAAACCACGGGCACCUUUUAAGCAAAUAACAACAAUAAAUCUAAUGGGAAAGAUGCAUUUUUCUCUAGAUCUUACUUAAGCUGCCCCAAUCUGAAUUAGUAUUUCAAAUUUCACUUGAAACACAGGCUAAAUUAUGAGGAAGUGGAUGCAAGUUGUGUAAAAUCUA
This is a messenger RNA of Sinocyclocheilus grahami, 1419 nucleotides long. Its product is annotated as MOB kinase activator 1B-like. The record is from RefSeq and is a predicted model, not a curated record. The transcript has 4 exons. The coding region runs from base 1 to 423 and encodes 140 amino acids. Lineage: Eukaryota; Metazoa; Chordata; Actinopteri; Cypriniformes; Cyprinidae.